AGCAGGCCCCGCGGCUCGCUGGAAGUGACGUUUGGUGGUAUCCGGUGCGGCCAUGGCGGACUCCACGCAGAACGGGCGCAUGCCGGGCGGGGCCGGCGGCGGAGCUGUGCAAUUUCUGAUGGCUAACAAGUUGGAUACAGCAAUGUGGAUUUCCCGCUUGUUCACAGUUUACUGCUCAGCUUUAUUUGUCCUGCCUCUUCUAGGGUUGCAUGAAGCAGCGAGCUUUUAUCAGCGUGCCUUGCUGGCAAAUGCUCUUACUAGUGCCCUCCGACUACACCAAAGGCUACCCCACUUUCAGCUUAGCAGGGCAUUUCUGGCCCAGGCUUUGCUGGAGGACAGCUGCCACUACCUGUUGUACUCUCUUAUCUUUGUGAAUUCCUAUCCUGUUACAAUGAGUAUUUUUCCAGUUCUGCUGUUCUCUUUGCUUCAUGCUGCUACAUAUACAAAGAAGGUUCUUGAUGCACGAAGUUCAAACAGCCUGCCCUUUCUGAGAAAUAUUUUGGAGAAACUGAAUGCUAAUCAACAGAAUAUUCUGAAAUUCAUUGCUUGCAAUGAAAUUUUCCUGAUGCCAGCUACAGUUUUUAUGCUCUUCAGUGGGCAAGGGAGUCUGCUCCAGCCAUUCAUUUACUAUAGAUUUCUUACAUUACGCUACUCCUCUCGGCGAAAUCCAUACUGUCGGACUCUCUUCACCGAGCUGAGGAUUGUUGUUGAACACUUAAUAAUGAAGCCCUCGUGCCCUGUUUUUGUAAGAAGACUAUGCCUCAGCAGCAUUUCCUUUAUAAGUAGAUUGGCACCAACUGUUGCAUAGCCAAAUUUCAGGCACUUGUGUCUUGUGAACAUUAUGAGCAGCUGGCACUUCUGCUGAUGAUUAAAAAUUCCUGGUUUUACACUGAUCUUACUCCAGGCUGUAUAAAAAUGUGUAUAUGCUUUUCUGGAGAUAAUAUGAAAUUUAGCAUAUCAAAAGCAAGUCAUGGAAACUUAAAAUUACUGUGCUGUAUUGCUAAUUGGUGAAAAAAGUAGCUGCAUUCUAUCUAAAACAUGCCCAGUCAUACAGAAUUGGGUUUUUUUAGGAAUCGAGAGUUGUUUGAGGCUGAUUAAAUCUUUAAGGUCUGUACUCAGUAGGUUUAUGUUAGUUGGAACUAUAGCUGCUAUAGGAUGUCUCCAGUGGAUAGCAGUUGGUACACAUAACUAUGCAGUACGUUUUGGACAGUAUUCUUCUGCUUACUAAAUAUGUCUGUAGAACCAUUUCAUCUACAUUACUCAGUGUAAAAUUACGACCCACUUUGAAUUUAACAAAAGGGAUUAAAAUCUAUGAAGCUGACAUAGUUAACACCUUUUCUGAAGGAGAGGCUAUUUUUAUUAAUACUACUUAAAAAGAACUUUUCCAAGUUUCUACCUUGUGACAGUCUUAUGUUGUUGGAAGAAGUCUCAAGACUGAUCACAGAAAACUCUGCAGUUGUCUUAUAACAAAAUGUUUUACCAAGCCAAAUUGCUGACCUGUAGGCUUUUCAGACAAAGAUGCAAUGCUUAAACUUUUACCCAUCUCUUAAAUGGACUAAUCAAUGUAAACGAAGUAACUUUUGCAGAACCAUUGCAGAUUUGUUCUUGUGUCUACACAAAUGUGAGACUGCAGUAAUUCAAGCAUGUCAGCUUUUUAGAAAAUUAAUCUGUAGCUAGCUCUAUAUAAAUUGUUAUUCCAGUUUCUGAGACUCUCAUUGUGAUGGGAAAUUUGCAUAAAGGAUUGCACCUGUUUAGGCAGCUUCUGAAACAAAUUGGUGUAGGAUUUCUUGGCAUAAAUCCAUCCGAUGACUGAUCUGAAGCCAGUGUCAUGACUACAGACGUGAUUAUUAACUUGAGUGCUGAUUAUGCAUUCACCCAGCAGCCGAAAGGUAGGUAAGUGGGGGGAAAAAAACCUAAAUAUCAUCUGUCUGACCACAGUUUCUGUCUGACCACAGUUUCUUUCCAUAAAUUCAGGGCAAAGUAUUUGCCAACUGUUGUGUAGUUAAUGUUAGUAUUCUAAUUGCAUAAAAUUAAAUGGGUUUCAUUGGCCUUUUUUAAACUCCUAUAGCACUGUAUUUAACUAUUCUUUCUUGUUCAGAGAAAUCUUGUGUAAAACACUUUUGAAAACAGUCUUGAAGCAAAGUAUUUUUCUGUAACUACUGAAUUAUCUUGUUUGUGAUGUGGUUAUCAUUCAGACUUUCCAGUUGUAUUAGUUUGUUAGAUCAGAGCCAUGUAUUUGUAGACGACUUUGGUUUUUGCUUAACCUCUUGGUACUGACAAACCCAUUGGUAAUUGAAUAUGAUAUUCUUUGACUACUUGUCUUGCUCUCUGAACAUGAUUAGCUAUUUGUAGAACACUUGCACACUGCAGAAGCAACUGCAUGCAGUAAUGCUCUACAGCUGCUAAAGACUUGCAAUGAGAUUCACUAUAUGUAUAUCCUGUAAUUUGAGGAUUUUAUAAAAACUAAAAUUUCUACUGCAAUAAAAGGAGUGUUAAAUGUAAUUUGCCAAGCUCUUCAAGCUUAUUUUCUUUCUAACAGAAUGUACUGAUGCUUGAACCUGGAAGUUGAGCAGAAUGCUGUCCUGUGUGUAUGUGUGCAUGUUCUUAUAUUCCCUGCUGCUUCUGUAUUGGGACACAAUGUCUUGUGCAUUUUUAAAUUAUUUUAUAGGGAAUUUUGUCUUCUAAAGUGUGAAAAUUUAUGACCCUUUCCUUCAAAAUUUAACCCGAGAAUAAGCAUAGCAACAAUGGUGUCUAAUCAGAGCAGAAAUCUAGACCUACUUAUUACCGUUUCAAUUCUUCAGCACUUUCUAGACCUUCUUUGUGUUACAUGGUAAGUUUUUUUGAGUGGUGAUGUCAGACUAUUCAGCUUUUUGCACCACUGUGAUUUAAAAAUUAAUGUGAUCAUCUAAAUUGGUCCCCUCUACUGGGAGUUGAAGGCAAAUAAAUACUUUUGUAAUGAAAGCAAUACAUGUUAUUUCUGAGCAAAUUUUUGUGGUCUAAGACUGCUGUUAAGGGUGCAGUCUACUGUUUCUUUAAUUGUAUGCUGUUAUUAAAUGAGAGGAGUCUAAAUUGGAUCUGAUGUAUUGCAACUGUAACUGAAGGAUGCUAAGUCUGAGAUCCAACUCUAUAAAUUCACAAGGAAGAUUAAAAGGAAUAUGUGAAUGAGAUUUCAGUAAGUAGAGACUUGGAAGACAGUGCCAUGAAGUAGAACUUGGGUGUGCAUACUGAAUUUCUUGUUAACUCUAAUGGGUCAAGAGGAGAAUGUAGGUUUGAUUUGGCUACUAGUGUAUUUUUGGCUUUGCAUGGAGUUGCUUGACAAAUAAGGCCUGGAUUUUACUCGUGGCCUGGUAAAACUUAACUCUCUGAUGUGCCAAGAAAACAUGGAGCAAAGGGAUAAGAAUAACUUCCAAGCAAGGUAAAUAGGGCGAAUGACCUGCACUCUGCAUCAACUUUGAUUUUUACUGCAGCCUUUAGGCUGCUUAAGUGAUAACACCAAGUUUUCUCAGCGCUGGCAAAAACAUUCUGUCCUUGUGCCUGCUUCCUUACCACAGUUUGACUGUUUCUCUACUAACAAACAAACACCUGAAAUUCUGGUUGUGUCCUGAUAACUUGAGAUUUUUCUGGGGAAAAGAACUAUAUAUAUGUUCAUGUUGCUGUGCUGUCAACACCUAGCAGUGAUGCAGAGGCUGUAACAGAAGUCUGUGGUAGCAGAGAUAUUUUGCAACUGACCAGAAAAUGCCUCCCAACCCCAAAUGUGAAGCAGAAGAGUUUUUGUGCUACUAAAAGGUUACCUACCUAAUGUGGCAACUGUUUCCACUGGUAGAAAUCAUGCUGGUCGUUGGUUUUUUUUUUUUUGUCUAAGCUUUCAUAGGUUAAAGUGCUUUUGCAGAUAUUCUGUGGGUAGACCUACCCCUUGCUGUGCACAAGCUUGCUAUAGGAGUGAUGCUUCAGCAUAAGACUUGUCUGUUCUCCCCUGCAGAUAAAUAAAGCAUCAGGACCCACUGGGUCUGUUGGAGCAGCUAAUGCCAGCUGGGAUUUCUUACAGAGCAAUUCACUAGUGCAUCCAUCCUUUCCUUUAUUGUCUUUAAUUUUAUACUUCUAUUGUCAUUUUUGUGCUGUCAGUUUUAUGUUUUGCUCCCUUUGAUGGGUGUUCAAGGGGAGCACUAUCUGCUAAUGUUUUAAUUUACAUGUUUUAAGGAUUUUUAAUUUAUUAUAAUCAUGAGCCACUAUUUCUUCCAACAGUUUCUGAGCUGUUAACUAUGUAUGUGAUAGUACUGUCCAAACAAAUAAUGCAGCUGUUUAUUUUGCACGAUCUGUGUUGAACUUUUUUAUUUGUUAGGCACCUGUAUUGCAACAUUUGCUGUACAGACCCCUUAUUAACUAAGGAAGUACAGUUCUUGCCCAUUUUACAGACUGGAACUGAGACAUGGAAGGGAAGAGCGUAGCCUGAGGUGAUGCAAGAGCUCUGGCAGAGCAGGAAAUCAAAAAGAGUUGGACAAGCAUCUGGGGGAACUGUGAUUUGUUUCUACACCA
Messenger RNA from Strigops habroptila (Kakapo), 4533 nucleotides. RefSeq names its product transmembrane protein 33 (gene TMEM33). The transcript has 8 exons. Gene Ontology annotation, biological process: membrane organization; endoplasmic reticulum tubular network organization. The record is from RefSeq and is a predicted model, not a curated record. Gene Ontology annotation, cellular component: membrane; endoplasmic reticulum. Lineage: Eukaryota; Metazoa; Chordata; Aves; Psittaciformes; Psittacidae. Bases 53 to 808 code for a protein of 251 amino acids.